Molecule: messenger RNA, 4460 nt
Organism: Ctenopharyngodon idella (grass carp)
Lineage: Eukaryota; Metazoa; Chordata; Actinopteri; Cypriniformes; Xenocyprididae
Gene: slc12a9
Product: solute carrier family 12 member 9
Exons: 14
Coding region: 464-3148 (894 amino acids)
Biological process (GO): chloride transmembrane transport; chloride ion homeostasis; potassium ion homeostasis
Cellular component (GO): membrane
Molecular function (GO): potassium:chloride symporter activity
Source: RefSeq, a predicted model, not a curated record
UUUUUUUUCUUUUUACAAAUAAAGAGGCAGGCGGCACAGUCCCGCCAUACUAAAGUAUGAGAGUACAUGUUUCGUUUAUCACCUCUCAACGGACCGUUAUAUAAUAGAUUUAUGUUUACAUUUUAGGUCUUGCUGUCUGUUGUUCAUCGUCAGGUGCACAGAGGUCACACCAUCCGUCAUGUCCCGGGGGUUUGAUCACGAGAUCUGAGGCUGCAGGCGAAAACUUUCUACCUGCGAUUCUUUUAAGAAACGGAACCAACUCGACAUGAUGCUCUGAUGAAACAUACCGAAUUCAGGACAUCCUGCAUCCACAUUUUCAAAACGAGUAGUUUGGUUUCCUUGUGGUUUUGUGCAGUUUCUUCCUAAAAGCGGAAGUCACAUACCGCUUUUAGAUCUGCAUCGCUGCUGUUGUUUUCUAAAGGACAGGAAACGGUUUCUUCUGCAGGUUCCUGUUUUUCAGACCAUGGCAAACGAGCACUCACCUCUUCUUGUUCACGGGGUGUACAGCAUGAUAGGAGAUGCUGAAGAUUCCAGUCGUGGAUCGGCAGUGACAGAAGAGGGAUCCCCCAAAUCAAACCCCCGCAAACUCAACACCUUCUUUGGUGUCAUGGUGCCCACCAUCCUCUCCAUGUUCAGUAUUGUGCUCUUUCUUCGCACAGGCUUUGUUGUGGGUCAUGCCGGUCUUCUCCAUGGUCUCCUCAUGCUGUUCGUGGCCUACUUCAUCAUUUCAUUGACAAUCCUGUCUAUAUGUGCUAUUUCAACUAAUGGUGCUGUGGAAGGGGGCGGGGCCUACUUCAUGAUCAGUCGUUCUCUGGGACCAGAGUUUGGAGGCAGCAUCGGCCUUAUGUUUUACUUGGCAAAGGUAUGUGCAUGUGGCGUGUAUGUACUCGGCCUGGUGGAGGCCAUACUGGACGUCUUCGGGAGGGAUCCAGGCUCUAAUGUGUCACAAGGGCUGCGUGUGUUGCCGCAGGGUUACUGGUACACCGUGUUGUACUCCUCUAUAGUGCUGUUGCUAUGUCUGGUGGUGUGUCUGGUCGGUGCUCAUAUCUACGCCAAAGCCUCUUUUAUCAUUCUGCUGGUGGUGACGGUGUCACUGAUCUCCAUCAUCAUCAGCCCCCUUAUAGUCAGUCCACAGCGCUUCAACAUCACACACACAUACGGCAACAACCACAGCGUCACCGUCAACCCCAGCUACACAGGCUUUAACGGCACCACAUUAAAGAACAACCUUGGACCACGCUACUCUCUGGACUACAGUACCAACACAAUGAUGUCUUUCGCCACUGUAUUUGCUGUGAUGUUCACUAGCUGCACAGGCAUCAUGGCAGGAGCGAACAUGUCGGGUGAGCUGAAGAACCCCAGUGAAGCAAUACCUAAAGGGACCAUCAUAGCGGUGUCAUACACAUUCACUGUCUACUUGCUUCUCUUCCUGCUCCUGAGCUCUACCUGUGACAGGUUGUUGUUAAUCAAUGAUUAUGCAGUGUUCCAACGUGUGAACGUGUGGCCUCCAUUUGUGACGAUUGGGGUGUACUGCGCGUCUCUCUCGGCUGCUAUGUGCUCCAUGAUAGGAGCUUCUCGAAUCCUCCACGCUCUUGCUCUGGACCAGCUUUUUGGUCUGCCUCUGGCUCCGGCUGCAGUCACCUCCAGCUCUGGGAACCCGUGGGUGUCUGUGCUCUACACCUGGGGACUGGUGCAGUGUACGCUGUUUGCAGGACAGCUGAAUGUGAUUGCUGGUAUCGUGACAGUGUUUUACCUGUUGGCGUAUGCUGCAGUGGAUUUGGCCUGUCUGGCUCUGGAAUGGGCCUCUGCUCCAAACUUCAGGCCAACAUUUCAGUUAUUCUCUUGGCACACAUGUUUGUUGGGUAUUGUCAGCUGUGUGGUAAUGAUGUUCGUGAUAAACCCAGUGUAUUCCUCGGCCAGUAUCGUACUGCUGCUGCUCCUCCUGCUGAUCCUGCACUACCGUUCUCCCACCAGCAGCUGGGGCUACAUCAGCCAAGCGCUCAUCUUCCAUCAGGUGAGGAAGUACCUUCUGAUGUUAGACUCCCGUAAGGAUCACGUGAAAUUCUGGCGGCCGCAGGUCUUACUGAUGGUGGCAAACCCACGCUCCUCCUGUCAGCUCAUCUGCUUUGUCAACCAGCUGAAGAAAGGAGGGCUUUUUGUCCUUGGACAUGUGCAGAUCGGAGAUCUGGAUGUGUUGCCAGCAGACCCGGUGCAGCCGCAGUAUAAUUUCUGGUUGAGUCUGGUGGAUAAGCUGGGUGUAAAGGCCUUUGUGGAUCUGACUCUUUCUCCCUCUGUCAGGCAGGGCACUCAACAUCUGCUCCGCAUCACUGGACUGGGAGGUAUGAAGCCUAAUACCCUGGUCUUGGGCUUCUAUGACAACUGCUACCCAGAGGACUACUUUCUGCAGGACCCUGUCUUUUGCGAGGGCGAUAGGGGCGAGGGGGAUAAUUUUGGGGUUGACCUCCCAUCCUUACAGGCUCAUUUUCCACUGGUGCGCCAUGCCGAGAGCCCUCGCACGUUGCAGCCUGAGGAGUAUGUGAGCAUCAUCCUUGAUGCCAUAAAAAUGGGCAAGAAUGUUUGUUUAGCCCGGUACUUUUUCCAGCUACCACCUGAGAGUAAAGGUGUAAAAUACACAAGGGGAAAUGACAGCGUGGACACCAUUGACGUGUGGCCGACAAACCUACUGUCGCCAGGCAGUGCCAGUUACGCAGACGUGUGCAGUCUUUUCCUGCUUCAGAUGGCAUGCGUGUUAAACAUGGCCAGCAGGUGGCGCCGUGCAAGGUUACGUAUAUUCGUCUGUGUGGAGUCUGAAUCUGGAGACCAGGGCUGGCUGGCUAAAGAAGAGCAAUUUAGAGAGCUGCUGGGCAAGCUGAGGAUUCGUGCCUCUAUUAAGAUUGUGGCGUGGGAUAACGUGGCACGCAUGUUUAGAAGGCAAAACUCUGUGUCUGAAGACUUCCUGUGUGCCGUGAAUGCCCUGCUGAGGGAACACAGCUCUACUGCAGCGGUGCGCUUCCUGUACUUGCCCCACCCGCCCUCCAGUUCUGAGCUGUCACAGCAGUACCUGAUGCAGCUGGAUGCGUUGACGCGAGACCUGGGCCCAGCUCUCUUGAUUCAUGGGGUCACACCAGUCACGUGUACUGAGCUCUGAGAAACCAUGACCAAAGCUUGUUUGUGUGAUAAUGAGGAACAUCAAUAAUGUUAGUGAGUAGAAUACAAGUGUAUUUGAUUCCUAACAUUUUUAUAAUACUCCUCAAAUAGUGGGUGAUUUUAAAGACCAUCAUAAAUGGGUAGAGUAUGUGCUAUUGGUAAAAAAAAAAAAAGUUACUUAAAGAUGGAUAGAUGGAAUGUGUGUUAUUGGUGAAAACGGCUUAUGUUUUAGGGUUUAUGGGUAUAUACUGCCAAAUCAUGUUACAGCGUGCAGUUAUUUUUGCAUUCUUCAUGCAUCUCCGUUUGUUCUCAUCAAAAGAAAGUUUAGUGUUUGUGGAAAGGAAGUGUCUACAUAUAAAUUUAAAUUGCUAAUUAUGUUUAUUUAAGUGUCAGACAGUAAGUGUAAAUAUUUAAACCGUUCCUGUGAUCCAUAUUUUUGUGUUUGUGCAAGACACUGUAUGGAAAAAAUAACAUUGACUUUAAUUAGGAUGGAAAGAGUUUGUCUUGAAUGAGACGUGGUUAUUGCUGUCACAGUAAUAGGGCAAUGUGAGCCUGUUUACUCACUUUUUGUUAUUGUAAUGCACUGUUGGAGCAUUUUGUUAAUCAUUUCUGCUUUUUGACCCAGUUAGAGUUAGCAGGCCAAUGAGGAGUCCUCACGGGAUUGGGUCAUUGUUGGUGUGAUGGCAAAAGUGCUGCUCUCAGCUUUCCGAUUAGAGUUCUUACAAUGGAUUUGUGCAUUCAUGGUGUAUUUACUGUAAUUUGGAUAAUCAUAGACAUGUUAUGUUAUUUAUUAUUAUUACAUUUUGUGUGUGUUUGUAAGAGAAAGCAGGGAGAAAGAGUAAAAGUGUUUUCUUGUGCACAUGUUUUCAUCAGUAGGUCUGGAUUUCAUAUUGUGGGCCUCAUGAUAUACCCCUGACCAUUUGCAUUAACUUUUGUUGUUUUUACAUCAUUUUGAUUUUGUGUGUUUCUUGCCGUUUUUACAGUUUAAAUGCGCUCUGUACUUAGGAAUGUUCUGACUGGCUGAAGGCAGAGGUGAGAGCUCAUGAUUGGUCAGAGCUUAUGAUGAUGUUUGUGUUGAGUCUGUUCUGGUCUUUGGGAACUGAAAAGGGACACUGGCUUAAAUGAUACUUGAAUUUUUUGCACAUUUGUGCAUGUGUUAGAAGUUGCUAGAAUUAACAAAAACAAUGCAGAAGCCCAAGAGUACCAGGCCUUUAUCAUAGCUAUACAAUAAUAGAGGUCUUAUGCUAAAUAAGUAAUUCCAUUCUGUACAUUCAUAAUAAUAAUAAAAAAAAAAAAAUGUUUUUUUAACAGUG